Messenger RNA from Coregonus clupeaformis (lake whitefish), 1679 nucleotides. Its product is annotated as jun dimerization protein 2. The transcript has 5 exons. Gene Ontology annotation, molecular function: RNA polymerase II cis-regulatory region sequence-specific DNA binding; DNA-binding transcription factor activity, RNA polymerase II-specific. The coding region runs from base 176 to 703 and encodes 175 amino acids. NCBI's taxonomy places the organism in Eukaryota, Metazoa, Chordata, Actinopteri, Salmoniformes, Salmonidae. Gene Ontology annotation, biological process: regulation of transcription by RNA polymerase II. Gene Ontology annotation, cellular component: nucleus. The record is from RefSeq and is a predicted model, not a curated record.
AUACCGAUCACUAUUUAAACUGGCUGACGCAACGACUUUUAGUAUCAAAACCUACAUCCGAUUCACAAGUUACAGACACAUUAUAUCACCACGGAUUUUGGAACUAAUACAGUGUCCAAAACACUGCUCCACCGUUGGUAGAAGGGGAUUGCAGUCCAACUUGUGACGGUGGUGUAUGGUGGCUGGGUCUGACAUGAUGCCCGGCCAGAUCCCUGACCCCUCCCUGACGGCCGGCUCCUUGCCCAGCCUGGGCCUGCUGGCCGGCAUAUCUGCCACCACGCUCACCGACCAGCUCAAACUGGCACAGGACUUCAGGAACCUGGGCGCCAUGUUGUCACCGCUGCAUUUCCUGGGACGGCUUGGCAAGAGGCCGCUCACUGCUAUCAAGGGAGAGAUGGACGAGGACGAUGACAGGAGGAAACGGAGGAGGGAUAAAAACAAAGUGGCAGCAGCACGAUGUCGGAACAAGAAGAAGGAGAGAACAGACUUCCUCCAAAGGGAGUCGGAGCGUCUGGAGGUGGUGAACUCUGACCUGAAGGCCCAGAUCGAGGAGCUGAGGAUGGAGAGACAGCAGCUGAUGGUGAUGCUCAACCUCCACCGCCCCACCUGCAUCGUCCGCACCGACAGCGUCAACACCCCCGAGAGCGAGGCCAACCCCCUGCUCCAACACCUGGCCGCCGAAAAGCUGGAGGCCUCCAAGUGAAACCGCAGAGGUAAAGUGAAACCGAAGGGCGGGAAGGAAGGAAUCAGCCGGAAAAAACAACUGUCAUCAUGAUCACGAAAGAUUUUUUAAAAAAUCACCUGAUGCUUUUGUUGUUGAAGCACUUAUGUACUGUCUUGAGCUCCAUGCUAGAGACUUUUGGAGACUCUUGUCUGUCUUUUCCCAAAGACCCGGGGUUGUUAGGGUUCCGUUGCCUUGGUAACACCUUGGUAACAUUACCUGAGCGGGUUCUGAGGGAAGAGGGAGGAGCCUAAUGCCCAACCCAGUUAUCUCAGCAUCAUAAUAAGUGUUGUUUGUUUUUGAAACCCAGUCAGUGCCUCACAGUUUACUUACUGCGACCAACCAUCAUUACAAUAAGGGACAGAUGGAAGACGUUAGUGGAAACUAUAACGUUGAAGAGGAAACACUAAGAUCAAUCACUAUGGUGCUCUGUUACCGCCAUUUACUGGCACUGAGACAAAACAAAGGGGUUGUUGUUGUUGUUGUGAUAUUCUAAACAUGUAUAACGGUAGAGGCCCACAGGUGUAGCCAGCCAGAGUACUGUGUACCAUGUUGAAAUAUACAGGUGAAGUAGUAUUCUAGGAUCUGUCCAUUACAUGCAUUCAAUGUAUAUACCAAGUCGUUUUUGUUUUUUUGUAUUUUAUAUUAUAAUGCUAAUUGUUUUUAUAUUCUCUGCCUUGACGAUGGAAGUAUCCGGUUGAUCCGACUUGAGGUGACGCUGGCGUCAUAAAUAAAAGCACAUAAAAACUAUAUGAAAUAAUGUUUACACUCCUGUUGUUAUAAAAAGGCAAUGUUAAUUCAAAUGUCUGUCUUUCAAUGUACUUAUUUUAUACCCCUUUAUAUAUAUAUAUACAUAUAUAUUGUGUAUGAAAUGCCCUGUAUUGUUGUAAUCACUUGAUGUGAUUUUGCAUUUUACAUCAGUGUCUGUCCAGUUGUAUUUUUCAAUAUUAAAGGCCCU